Messenger RNA from Meyerozyma guilliermondii ATCC 6260, 1263 nucleotides. RefSeq names its product protein translocase subunit (gene TIM44). The transcript has a single exon. NCBI's taxonomy places the organism in Eukaryota, Fungi, Ascomycota, Pichiomycetes, Serinales, Debaryomycetaceae. Gene Ontology annotation, molecular function: protein-folding chaperone binding. The record is from RefSeq and is a predicted model, not a curated record. Gene Ontology annotation, cellular component: mitochondrial inner membrane. Bases 1 to 1263 code for a protein of 420 amino acids. Gene Ontology annotation, biological process: protein import into mitochondrial matrix.
AUGUUGAGAUUAGUUGGAAUCAGUCAAAGGGCACCCAUCAGGUUGGGAAUACCGGCGAUAAGAACUUUCCAAAGUUCGACCAGAGCAUAUGAUGACAAGCCACAGUCGCCAUUAAAGGUAUUUUUUGACACUUUCAAGUCAGAAGUCAAGAAAUCAAGUGAACUUCAGCAAAAUAUCAAGGCACUUCAAGAUGAGACCGGUCGGGUUGCCGAUUCCGAUGCGUUCAAAAAAGCUAAAGAGGCGUUCGACAAGGCCCAAAAGGGUAGUUCUGCCGCAGGAAAAGUUGCAAGAAAGACAGCAGAGGCUGUUGGAGAAGUGGCUGUGAAAGCAUGGGAUUCUCCAGUCGGUAAAGGUGUUCGUACAACCGUGCGGACCAGUGCCGAUGUAGCUGACCGAGCAUUCGAGCCUGUCAGAAAGACACAAGUGUAUAAAGAUAUGUCUGAUGUGAUUGACGAUGGGUCCAGUACGUCGUAUGGAGGAUUUUUGACGAAAGAACAGAGAGAAAAAUUGAGAAAGAGAGAGUUGGAGAUGAGACAAAAGCAGGGUGGAUGGAAACCAGUCAAGGAGAACUUGGAAGCUGGAGGAGAGCUCGUGGCCACGGAACAUAAAGCCAGUGGACCCAAAUUUUCCGAAAGAUUUGAAAAGUUGCAACGAACUCCAAUUGGUAAAGUAUUCUUGUACAUCAGAGAAAAAUGGGAAGAAUCCGAAAACGGGUUGAUUGCACUCAUCAGAACCGUGGUGGAGAAAAUCACCGGUUUUUUUGCCGAAACAGAGCAAGCCAAGGUUAUUAAGCAGCUUCGUCAAAUCGAUCCCAGCUUCCGCAUUACAGACUUUACCAGAACUUUGACCAACUACAUUGUUCCUGAGCUCUUGGACGCAUACAUUAAGAACGACGAUAAAGUCCUCAAGCAAUGGCUUAGCGAAGCACCAUUUAAUGUAUGGCAAGCCAAUAAUAAGCAGUUUGUCCAACAAGGACUCUUCUCCGAUGGUCGCAUUUUGGACAUUCGUGGAGUUGACAUUGUUACCUGCAAAAUGCUUCAACCUAAUGAGAUUCCUGUUGUGGUGGUGAGCUGCCGUGCCCAGGAAAUCCAUCUUUUCCGUAAGGCCAAAACUGGAGAAGUUGCAGCCGGAACUGAAGACCACAUUCAAUUGAGCACUUACGCCAUGGUGUUCACGAGAAUACCCGAAGAAUUGGACAACAGCGUCACCGAAGGCUGGAAAGUGUUGGAAUUUGCCAGAGGAGGCUCCAGACCCUUCCAUUGA